This is a messenger RNA of Lacerta agilis (Sand lizard), 2593 nucleotides long. RefSeq names its product BEN domain containing 7 (gene BEND7). The record is from RefSeq and is a predicted model, not a curated record. Gene Ontology annotation, molecular function: DNA binding. Lineage: Eukaryota; Metazoa; Chordata; Lepidosauria; Squamata; Lacertidae.
CUUCCUUCCUUCUUUCCUUCCUUCCUCCUCCCCUCCCUCUUCUUUGCUCACACACUAUGGAGUUUACGGAGAGGAAGAGAAGCAGGAAAUCCCAAAGCUUUAAACUGAUAAAUCAAGAUUAUCAUCAUGAGGCAUACAAGAUCCCUGACUAUAGUAAUGAUGUUAAUGGGGAGGCCAAGGAAGCGCAACAAUUUUAUUUAGGAGAUGAAAGCCGGGAAAUUAAAAAACAAAUUACAGGGAUGAGAAGAUUACUGAAUGACAGCACUGGAAGAAUAUAUCAGCGAGUUGGCAAAGAAGGAGAAAAACUGAAGGAAGAACCCCAGGACUUAGAUUUGGCCUGGGCUCAGCGUCAGAAUACCCCUGCAGAAACCCAGGCAAACCUCCAUCCAACUCAGAGUGGUACUUGGAAUGAAUUAUCCCCCCCGAUAAGCCACUAUUCAGGGCAAUAUGGAACUCGGUAAACCUUCCAAAACCAAGCAAGAACCGUAGGUGCAAAUGGAGAAAUUCCGGUGGCUAAUACUUCCUCUGGCUCAAAUUGUUGUACUUGUAAUUGCCAACCAGCAUUGCAAGCCAUUCUUCAGGAGCUUAAAACCAUGAGAAAGAUAAUGCAGAUCCAAGCAGUUGCUGCUCAGAACAGACAACCACCCCCAGUUCCUCUGGUUUGCACACAGAAAUCAACACUUUCAAGAAAAGAAAUAAAAAGAAAAAUACCUCCAAAGACUAUUGAACCUCUUACUGUGAAUAAAAAGCCCAGCACUGCAGAGAAUGAAAAAAAGCUAUCAGCCAACUCUGAAAGUUCUAGUGUGGAAGCUGCUGAAUCAUCCUCAAAGUUGGAGUCACAGGUUUCAGGAUUUGGCAUUGUCCUUGAAUCUUCAUCUUCAGAUCCAGAAGUGCAACUUGCCGAAGGCUUUGACGUCUUUAUGCCGAAAUCACAACUGGACUCUAUAUUAGCAAAUUACACUCGUUCAGGAAGUCUGCUGUUUCGAAAGCUGGUGUGUGCAUUUUUUGAUGACAAGACCUUGGCCAACUCUUUACCCAAUGGCAAGAGGAAAAGAGGUCUCAAUGACAACCGAAAAGGACUAGACCAAAAUAUUGUGGGUGCAAUAAAAGUGUUCACAGAAAAAUACUGCACUGCAAACCAUGUGGAUAAACUACCCGGCCCAAGAGACUGGGUACAGAUUCUUCAGGAUCAAAUCAAACUAGCAAGAAGACGGUUAAAAAGAGGCUCAGUAGAGACAACUGACUGUGAUGAGAAACUGGACCUUUCUCUACUACAAACAGGUAACCUCUUUGAAACCACACAUUCUGCACCAGUGUUUCACUAGCAGAUCCAGACGUCUUUACUUUUGAGCAGGACACCAGCGCUAUUUUCAGACUACUUCAGUAUCUGUGUUCUCUAUCAUGGCGUCAAUCUUAAGUUUGUUCAUGCUUUUGUAACAUAGGGUAACAAAGCCACAAAAUUACUUGUUUCUUAUUUUAAUCAGAAUAGACUUGUUCAGCAAGGAUAUAGUGCAAUUAAUCCGAUAACCACUGAAAUAGAGCAAAUUUUGUCUUUAUGAUUGCAUUUCCCCACAUAAGUAUAUGCAUGCAUGCUGGCUGUUUGUUCCGUCUUUGACAUUAACAGAGUUAAGGGCCUCCCUUAGAAAGGUGUUCUGAAGGACCCCAUUUCAUAUUGGAUUCUUGUGCAGAAAUCAAAGGACCAAAAAGCUUCAAAGUUAACGAAUCAUUAGUCAUCUGUUCUGAAGACCCUUCCCCCCCUUAGCCUUUGAUUUUCCUUCUUGGAUAAAAAUGGUAAAUUGCCAAGUAUUCUUCUCUGAAUAAGUUGCAAUAUGGUAUUUGACCAUAAGAGUCCCACUAAUUGAUGCUAAUAUAUUGCCUGGUGUUUUGUCCAGAACAAGUAUUGGUGAACGUGGAAUGAAUUGUUCUUAAUAUUGAGAUUACUCAGACAUUUUAUUUUGCAGACCAUUUGGUAUAACAACCCCCCUCAUCUCUCUGGCUUUUGAGUGCCAGCACCAUCUUGUUGUUCCCAAAAAGUUAUUUCAAUAAUUAUUGCUGCCAAUACCCUCCCCAACACUCUUAUACAUGGCUUUUCUGACAUAUUUGCAUGAGAUGUAGGGAAAAUACCAUUACAUUUGGGGUGUGUUGAUUUUCACAGAUGCUCAUGCCUAACUCUUCAAGGAUCUGUCCAGCAGUGCAUUGAAGAGGGGGAAAUGAGUGAUAAGGAAGUGCAUAUAGGAACAUGUAUCCUGGUUUCCUUUGUUCAACUCAAAGGAGCAUAAUAUCACAAUUUCUUCCUGACCACGAGGGGUUCACACAUUUCCUCAACUAAGGAUAAUUCUGUCGUGAAUGGAAUGGGUGUAUAUACCGGUAAUCUUUUUGCACUUACAUUAUGGAAACUAGGUGUUCCAUAGUUACCCGCUGGCUUGAUUUCCAGAAAUCUUCAUCCCUUCAAUGAGAGGAAAUGAUUGUUCAAGUUGGAUCUCCACAUCUUCAGACCUAUGUGUGAAGUGAAAAUGCUCACACAAUUAUUUAUAUGUAAAGAGCAUACCCAUUCACUUACUCCUUAUCUGGCAGGUGUGUGAAUCUGCCAAAA